Molecule: messenger RNA, 1402 nt
Organism: Ziziphus jujuba (common jujube)
Lineage: Eukaryota; Viridiplantae; Streptophyta; Magnoliopsida; Rosales; Rhamnaceae
Exons: 5
Coding region: 198-1130 (310 amino acids)
Source: RefSeq, a predicted model, not a curated record
UUUUUAAUUUUUAUUUCUAAACCAAAAAUUAGAGGUUAAUAUUAGUAAAAAAAACAGAAAAAAAGAGAGGGAACAGAGAGGAGGGGCUUUUGGGGUUUUGGGUUGUGGAGUUUGAAGAGGAAAAGGGAGGGUUUUUACGUUUUUUUGAGUGGUUGAGUUGGGAAAAUUUUCUGGGAAUCAGAAAGAGAAUUCAGAGAAUGGGGAGGCAAGGCGAUUUGUGGGACGAUUCAGCUCUAAUCAAUGCCUUCGACGAUGCUAUCUCCAGCUUUAAGAAAAUGCACAGCAAAAAAUCCAAUGAUGGUUUAACCGAUAAAGGAGAAGAUCAUGUUCAUGUCCUUGCUGGUGUUGGUGAUACUGAACAGGCAACAAGACAAGCUGAUACAAAUGAGGAAACAAAUUUUGCAUCAGAUACUGCCGCAGAAGUGGGGCAGAGCAGUAAUCUCUCUGUUGCCAAAGAAAAUCAUUGUGUAGGUCCAAAUGUACAUGAGUCCUCUACACAAGGUGCUGAGGAGGUGCAGAACAUCAACUCGCAUUCACAAGGGGCAGAAGAAUAUAACCGGUUACUCAACCAGUAUUAUCAGCUGGAGGAGAAGAGACAAAAGAUUUUAGAGCAGCUUCAUCAAUUUGGUAGUUGGAAUUACCAAUAUUCUGGUGAAGGUUCUGGUUAUGGUACUUAUCAAGAGCAUUCAUUGUCUGCAAACCAAUCUUGCAAUCCAAAUGUUGUCUGUUCUUGUUGCCCAUAUGGUUGUCAAGGUGCAGUAGCACCAUGCACUUCAGCUCCAGCUUGUUGCUUGGGCGGACCUUAUGCUUGUAACUCCUGUCCGGAUGCCUCUGCGGUAACAGAUCCUGGGAGGUCCUUCCCUCUUGAGGAUGGUGACAUUGUCAAAACAGCAAUGGGAGCUGCAGAAAGAGCUAUAUCUUCUAUGAAAAUGAAAAGUUCUGGAGAUUUUAAUGCAGAUGAAGCAAGCAAAGAGGAAGAAAAAGAAAAAGGGAAGAAUGAAAGGGUAAUGGUCCAAAGUACCAGCUCAGAGACUGAUCUCUCUGUUCUCUUAAAUGCUUGGUAUUCUGCAGGCUUUUAUACUGGAAAGUAUCUUGUGGAGCAGAAUAUUGCAAAAAGAAGGCAGAAUUGAGCGUUCUCCAACUACAUAUAGCAGAAGCAAUAUGUUUGUUCUAACAAAGUUGUUCUAAUAUACAAUAUAAAAAUUGUAGUUAUCAUAUACCUGAUCAUAAUUUAUGAGCUAUGAGCGAUUUUUGCUUACAAGUCUCCUGUUUUAGGUUGUUAUUUUAUUUUAUUUUAUUUUUCUGUUUACUUUUUGGCUAAAAAUCUUUAAGUAAGCCGAAUUUGUUCAGGGUGAAUAUAUAUAUUUUUAGAUGCCAAUUUGUUAGCAUCACGCAUUAUGUU